Chenopodium quinoa (quinoa) is the source of this 1488-nucleotide messenger RNA. Its product is annotated as monothiol glutaredoxin-S1-like. The record is from RefSeq and is a predicted model, not a curated record. The coding region runs from base 827 to 1135 and encodes 102 amino acids. NCBI's taxonomy places the organism in Eukaryota, Viridiplantae, Streptophyta, Magnoliopsida, Caryophyllales, Amaranthaceae. The transcript has a single exon.
CGAAUUAUGUUAACUAAUGAACACAAAGUAAUAAUACACUGUAUCCGAAUGAUACUAUGGAUUAUAUUUCAGCAGGAGAAAGUGCUAUUUAACAAACCAUGACAACAAUGUUUGCAAUUCAACAUGCCCACUUAUAUCUAAGAAAACAAUCCAAAGUUAAAGCUCAUUACUAGUCCUUGAUGCCUUAUCCAAUAAUAGCAGCUCUCGCUAAUGGAGAAUCUUGUCUUGCGAUGUAAAAAAGUUCAUCAUACUUUGAACCCAGACAUGGUUCUACAUCAUGUACGGUCAAUCAACAUAUUGAAUUUUUCCAAUCUUUACUGAAAAAAAAUAAAAAAAAAUAAAAUAGAACCCUCUUAUAUUCUAUUUGACACCUUUGAGCAUCAAUUUGUUUCUACUAUCAGCAGCUCCAAAACUGAAGAUUCCAUCUAGGAACGUCGGCAUAUCUCAUUUUCUACAGAACUCCAGAAAUAACUAGGUACUCAGCAGAAACGAGUUUUGGAAUAAAAGGAAUCUCAUCGAGCACCAUUUCUUCCACAACUUUUAACCACUUUAUCAAAUAAGUUUAAAAAAAGGUAUAAUGAAGUGACCUAGUUGAACUAUAAAUAGAUGGAAUGAUAGCUCUUACUUACAACAAAAGCAAGACAUCCAACUGUGAAUCCUUCUCACAAUACUACAUUCAGUCUUCAUCUACCAGGUUCUUUUUUAAUUCCAGCAAUUUCACAAAGAAAAAUAAAAAAACACAACAACAACAACAACAACAACAACAAAAGAGCCAUUUUCACCUCCCAAAACCUAAGGUUACAAAAUUCUUGGUAAUUUACAAGCAAUGGAUGUAGUGAACAGAUUGGUUGAAGAAAAGCCUUUGGUAAUCUUUACAAAGAGUUCUUGUUGCAUAAGCCACUCAGUGAUGCAACUCAUAAGCAGCUAUGGAGCAAAUGCAACAAUCUAUGAACUGGAUAACAUGUCCAAUGGACAAGAGGUAGAUAAAGCUCUCCAAAGACUAGGGGUUAAGCCAAGUGUACCUGCUGUUUUUAUAGGACAAAAAUUAGUUGGUGGAGCUAAAGAAAUUAUUAGUCUGCAGGUUCAAGGAAGACUUGUGCCAAUGCUUAAGGAGGCAGGAGCUUUAUGGGUUUAGAAAAAAGAACUUACAUCUAGCAAGAAAACUAUAAAUCCAUAAUUUUCAGUUUUUUUUUUUGGUUGUUGCUUUAAUUUUAAAUUGUAACUAGGGAUGUAUAUUCUUCGUUUUGAUCCCCUUCUAUCUAUCUUUUUAAUGAUUAGAUGGAAGGGUAUAUACAUUAGCCCCUAGUGUAAGCAGCUGGCUACAUUACGUGGUGUAAUCAAAAUAUUCAAGUAAUGAGUAUCUAUUUUCACAAAAACUUCUUUAAACCUUCCACAUUAAUGUAAUAUUUCACAUUGCCUCAGUUGAUCAUAAAUAUCCAGCAUCAUAUGUCAAACUUUUGAGUUGUACAAAAUAUUAUAGUGGAGCAG